GACAAGACAAUUGUCACUUACUAUACUGCCCUCUCUUCGCCUUGCCCCUUUCCUUUCCGGUAUUGAUGAUAAUUUUCUGAUAAAAUUAAUCUACUAAUCCAAUUUAGUUUUAUUUGUAUGUUAAUGAAGGUUAGGUAGUGUUCGUGUAUUAAGUUUGUUACCAUUAGCAAAGCCAUGGAUCUGCAUAGGCCAGUGGAUCCGAAUAAGACCUACGAAGAAUUGACUUCGGAAGAAAAAUUGAGAUAUGACCAUCAGAAACUUCAUGAAUUACAUAAAGGGCAUGAGUCUAUGCAUACAACUAUGAUUUUGAUAUUAAUUAUGACACUAAUCAUAGCACAGGUUAUAGUGGUUGAAUGGAAGAAGAGGCAUUACCGAUCUUAUGCUUUUUUCACAAUGUGCGCAAUGUGGUCCAUACCAGUCCUGAUGAGUGCCAAGAACCACUGGAUCCGAUUCAUCGUCGUCUGGACAAUAUUCACUCUCCUCACAGCUCUUGUUAUUAGGAAGUGCUCAAAUAAACCUAUGUCCGUAACUACGCCUAGAUUAGUAUACAAAUGGUUUUACUUCAUAUACAAAGUUAGCUGUUUCCUCGGCGUUGUGGGCUAUGUUACAAUGAUGUUGACGUUCGUGGGGGUCAACAUCAUAUUUGGUCAGAAACCGCAACAGUGGAUGGACCCGGCCCUCAUGUUUUUAUUCUAUGGACUUUACUUUGGUGUUUUGGGAAGAGAUGUGGCCGAGUAUUGCACGGACAAAAUGGCCGCUUCUAUAGGGUAUUACACACAAGAAGGCAUUCCCACGCGACAGCUGGAGAGCAACGUAUGCGCCGUGUGCGGGAAUCAAUUGUUAGUCAACGUUAAUGAAGAGGGAGUUUUAGAGAACACGUACAAGCUGACGUGCGGUCACGUGUUCCACGAGUUCUGCAUUCGCGGCUGGUGCAUCGUGGGCAAGAAGCAGACCUGCCCGUAUUGCAAGGAGAAGGUGGACCUCAAACGCAUGUUCACCAACCCUUGGGACCGGCCUCACAUAUUGUAUGGUCAGUUGCUGGACUGGAUCAGAUGGCUGGUGGCCUGGCAGCCCCUUAUACUGUUUCUGGCCCAAGGCAUAAAUUGGAUGCUAGGACUCGAGUGAGCGGAAACAGCAACUCUAAGGACUGUGAAAUAAAGAGUCGAAUUUCCGUUGGUUUUUCUACGGCAAUUGUGAUACUCGGAUGUUAUGUAUGAGAUGUGUCCAUUUUAGUUUUAUUUAUUGUGUAUUUAUAAAAAAACAUACGGUUUUAGUAUUUUUUAUUUAUUUAUUUGUAUUUUUAAAUAUAUUUUGCACGCGAUUUCGUCGGCGCGCAAUUUAUUAUUGGUUAUGUCUCCGGUUCUAAAUGGUAUAUUAUGAAAAAUCUGCGUCUUUUGUUUUGAAAACAGCAUAAUUACUACAGAUUUAUAUAUUACUAGCUCUUGCCCGUGGCUUCGCCCGCGUGAAUUUAUCUGCGAAAGCGGAACAGACGAUUUUCAUACAAACUUAAUUUUUUUUCUCUGUCUAACACUGGCCGCGUUAACAUUUUUUGUAUUUUUUAGUGAAAGAAAGAGAA
Molecule: messenger RNA, 1576 nt
Organism: Plodia interpunctella (Indianmeal moth)
Lineage: Eukaryota; Metazoa; Arthropoda; Insecta; Lepidoptera; Pyralidae
Exons: 8
Coding region: 175-1125 (316 amino acids)
Cellular component (GO): endoplasmic reticulum membrane; Golgi membrane
Molecular function (GO): metal ion binding; ubiquitin protein ligase activity
Source: RefSeq, a predicted model, not a curated record